Messenger RNA from Sesamum indicum (sesame), 2161 nucleotides. RefSeq names its product multicopper oxidase LPR1. Gene Ontology annotation, biological process: cellular response to phosphate starvation. NCBI's taxonomy places the organism in Eukaryota, Viridiplantae, Streptophyta, Magnoliopsida, Lamiales, Pedaliaceae. The record is from RefSeq and is a predicted model, not a curated record. Gene Ontology annotation, molecular function: copper ion binding; oxidoreductase activity.
ACCCUCAUAUCUAUCAUUCUUCUCUGCCAUUCUCAUUUCUACUCCAAAAAUUAAAGAAAAAAACAUUUUCUUUUUCCUCAUUCAACCCAUAAAAGCGCACACCCACACUACUCUACUUUUUCUGUCUUUAACAUGUGAAGGAAGCGUCACCAAACCUUCUCACUUCUUGCUCUAUACUGUCUGCACCAAUCUGACUCCUCCUUCUUCUUCUACACACGUACAUAUAUAUAUAUAUAUAACAUCGAGAAGAAUGGAGAAAUUGUUAGUUUUAGAGUUGAUUUGUGUUGUUUUAGUGAUGGGAAAUGUGAAUUAUGCAUGGGGAGGAGAUGGGUUGAUAAGCCCAUCCCAGUUGGAGAUGUUUGUGGAUGAAGUGCCAGACAUGCCCAGAAUCAAAGGUUUCCAUCUCCUCAAUGCCUCUCCUCUUCCCAAAUCACUGCGUAUCGGGAUGUUUUCCAAGAAAUGGAAAUUUCAUAGAGAUCUUCCUCCAACCCGAGUUUUCGCGUAUGGUACGUCAAAGGAAGCAGCAACAGUUCCCGGUCCUACAAUUGAAGCCCUCCAUGGAGUUGAAACUCUUGUGAAGUGGACAAAUCAUCUCCCCUCUAAGCACAUAUUGCCAUGGGACCCCACUAUUCCGACAGCCAUACCUCACAAAGGAAAGGGCAUUCCCACGGUGGUGCACCUCCAUGGCGGCAUCGAUGAACCGGAGAGUGAUGGCCACUCGACUGCAUGGUUCACGUCCGGGUUCAAAGAGCGGGGCCCCUCUUGGACAAAGAAAACUUAUCGCUACCACAAUCUUCAGCAUCCUGGGACGUUGUGGUACCAUGAUCAUGCAAUGGGAUUGACUAGAGUCAACCUUUUGGCUGGCCUAGUCGGAGCAUACAUAAUCCGACAACCACAUGUCGAGUUGCCACUUGGACUCCCAUACGACGAUGAAUUUGAUCGUCCGUUGGUUGUAUGCGAUCGUAGCUUUCGUACGGACGGUUCAAUAUUCAUGAAUUCUACAGGAAACAACCCCUCAAUACAUCCUCAAUGGCAACCGGAGUACUUUGGGGAUGCGAUUGUAGUCAACGGGAAGGCGUGGCCCUACAUGAUUGUUCGAAGGAGAAAAUACCGGUUUAGAAUCAUUAAUGCAAGCAAUGCGAGGUUUUUCAAGUUCUACUUCUCCAAUGGCUUGGGUUUUAUCCAUGUGGGAUCAGACUCAGCAUACAAUGAGAAGCCACUGAUGAUCAAGGAAUUUCUGCUAGCACCAUCUGAGAUUGCUGAUCUGAUUGUUGACUUCUCAAACUCCAACUCGGAUUCAGCUAUCUUGUGUAAUGAUGCACCAUAUCCCUACCCUUCCGGAGAUCCUGUCAAUGAAGCAAAUAGCAAAGUCAUGAAGUUCAUCAUAAAGGCCGGCCACGUGCUGGACAAGUCGAAAAUCCCAACCAAGUUGAUCAAAUAUCCGUCACCAAAUUUGUCCGAUGCAUCCAUCACAAGGUACAUUGCUCUGUAUGAGUACGCUAGCAACACCGACGAGCCUAUGCAUUUAUAUAUCAAUGGGAAGCCAUAUGAAGCUCCGGUGACUGAGAUAGCUAAGGUUGGUUCCACUGAGAUUUGGAACAUAAUCAACUUGACAGAGGAUAAUCAUCCAUUGCACAUCCAUUUGGGACUUUUUGUGGCUUUAGAUCAGACGGAGUUGCUGGAUGUGGAUAAAUUCAGAGAAUGCAUGAAGAAAAUCAACGACGCCAUCAAAUGCCAAGUCGACAAGUACGCACGUGGCAAGAAAAUAGAGGUGCCUGCCCAUGAGAAGGGAUGGAAAAAUGUGUACAAGAUGAUGCCAGGAUACAUGACGAAGAUACUAGUGAGGUAUUCGUAUAUUCACUCGAAUGCUUCAUAUCCUUUUGAUGCCACUGCAGAGCCGGGCUACGUUUACCAUUGCCAUAUCUUGGAUCAUGAGGAUAACGUUAUGAUGAGACCCUUGAAAUUCACUAAUUGAUGCAUGGAGAAGCAAUUACAUGCAGCGUUCUUGAAGUAGAGCUGCAGCAGCACAUUGAUGACAUAUGGAGACAAUAUUAUGCCACAAAAAUGUUAUUCUACACUUUGUAUUUGCAUGAUAUUCAUGAUUACAUAUAUCUUGGAAAAUAAUCGAAUAAUGUAAAGGAAGAGAAAUAUUGAAAAACCA